Messenger RNA from Papilio xuthus (Asian swallowtail), 8546 nucleotides. Its product is annotated as mucin-17. The transcript has 16 exons. The record is from RefSeq and is a predicted model, not a curated record. The coding region runs from base 204 to 8315 and encodes 2703 amino acids. NCBI's taxonomy places the organism in Eukaryota, Metazoa, Arthropoda, Insecta, Lepidoptera, Papilionidae.
GUGUAGUGAGCGCGCUAGUGUCCGCAGUCGCUCACCGCGCACCGAUCGCUCACCGCGCUUCCGAACGCACGUUUGCUACUGAAGGUGACAAAGGUGUUUUUAUCAUAGUGCCAGCUGGAACGAUGGUGAAUUACACAUAACAAAAUAGUGGUUUAUUUGUUUUCUACAUUUGAUUAUUAUACAACGUUGACUAAGUUGGCAGGAUGCGAGCCGGCGUGUGGAGCGCGGCGGCGCUGUUAUUGCUGGCGGUUGCUACCACCGCCCUUAGGACUGCGCAGGUGGAAGGUGUCCGAAAUAGCAGACGACUUUCAAACUUCGACUCGAGAGGUUCAACGAGUACGGAGAAGAUUGAUGAUGCUCAGCCUACCUUCCGGUCCAGGAGUUACCGAAGACGUGAAGAAACAGCUUCACCUGCACCCAGAGAUAUCACCAGAUCAAAAUCCCGAAAUAGGGUCUCAGAAUCUUUAACUUCUAAUGCCGUCACAGAACAAUCUCCAACAGAAAAUGGAAGGAACGAGCGAUUUGAUUCAAGAAGGACCAAUAGGAUACGAAGCCGACCUACUGAAAAUCAAAAAGCCGUUACGACAUUUCCAAGUAGAGACACUACUGUAAAUAACAAGGCACGACAAAGUAAUCGAAGAGCACAGUACACUACUACUACAGUAUCCACUUCAGCACCAUCUUCAUCAGUCACCAGUGAUAUUAGGAGAGAUGUAAAUAGAAGAGCUCAGACAACUACCACAGAAGCCGUUACUAUACUCUCUUCACCAACACUUGAUGAAUUCAAAAGUGAAAUCACAGCUUCCACUUUCGAUGAUUUUACUAGAACAGUUCCAAAAGAAGAAGACAUUACUACUGUUCAAUUUAAAAGGAGGAGCACCACAGCUAAAAGUGUAGAAGUAGAAACACCAAUAAAUACAAAAGCAGCUAGAACACGAGGGCGCGUCAUUACAAAAACAAAUAUCAAAUUAGACGACAUGGCUAGUUCUGAUGCAACUAAUGUAUUAAGCAUAUCUGAAAAUAAUUUGACUUCCGAAAAAUCUUCUGAAGAUGCAAGAAAAUCUCGUAAAUUAAGGUAUAGGACACGUUUAUCGGAAACAGAUACUAAUCUCACAGGUGAGGGGAUAACAGCUUCAAAUGAAAUCAUUAAAACUUCAAGAAAGCAGCAGAAACAACCCGAAAGUAAGACAACAACAUUAGCUCCAACUGAAAGAAAAGUUCAGAGGAACGUAGAACGCAACUCUUCAAAGUCGUCGGUAGUUAAGUCUAUGAGAGUUGUUCGGCGACCAUUAUCGAGAGGAAAUGAAAACGGAACAACUAUUCCAAAAGUGAAAACUUCAGAUGAGGUUGGAGACGAUGAUAACUAUCCAGCAAGUUUUAAAGCUUUAAUUCAAGCUAAAAAUGCUUCGACACAAGUGAGCUCUCCACCCAGCGAGAGUUUAUCAGUGAAAGCAACACAUACAGCUAUCAACACUAACACAAAACCCUCACUGCCUUCCAACACAAGUAUUGAAUCAAACAGUAUUACACGGCUUCGCAGUAAGUUAAAUACAACUGAAAAUGACAUAAAAAAUGGAGACGAGAAACUAAGUGAAUCUCCCUUAGAUUCUCCCAAGCCCAAGUCACAAGAAUAUAAGUUACGAGGUACGUAUUCUGUUCGACCACGAAAAUUAAAAACAGAAAAUGUAAGAACUACGACUACUACUAGUUCUCCAAAUUUGGCAAAAAGUCCAUACAAAUUCACUAGAAAAUUAAGAACAACAACAUCUAGCCCGGUAGAUAUCAAAUCGUCUGAAAGUCCUCGUAAGUUUAAAAGAUUUGAAUCUGGUCAAUCACCACAAACUGCAUCGGGACCACUUUACGCAAGAAAAAAAAUCGCAAACAAUAUCAAUAAACCUGCAGAAGCCGUAACUAAUGAUAACGGUAGGGACAAUUUGAGCAGCAGUGUCUCAAACAACAGUGUGAAAUUGCCAAGAACGUCUUAUUAUUCACGUCUAAGAAAUAAUGCCAAGAACGGUAUAACAACAACGGAGUCUCCUAAUACCGACAUAAAUAAUCCUUUUAAAGUUGACAAGAAAACAGAAAAUACUGCUGAAAUGCCAUUAAUAUACACUAUGGUAAAUAAACCAACCAAAACUGUGUCUGAGGAAAGUAAAAGCGAUACAAAAGAUGAGUUUUUGUUAGCUGUAAGUAGUAAGGAAUCGCAAGAAAAUAACUUGGAAAAUGAAUUAGUAACUAAUGCCGAGGAGUCUGAAAACAUGCCAGUAAUAAACGUUUUCUCAACUACACAAAAAUAUCACGCUAAUUAUAAGGAUCAGAGUUUGGGGAGUGACCGACAAAAAAAUGAAUAUGUAGUUACUGCGGCGACACCUGCAAUAAGAAAUAUACAAACAAGAAAGUACACACGUAAAAUAUUUAAAUCUAAAGAAAAAGUGGAAUCUACAUCAAUAAAUCCUGUAUCGAAAUCAAAGGAACGUGCGCUUCGGAAAUACAGUGAUACUUUCUCGAAAACGACUGAAGCUUCUACUAAUGGCAUUACUUCCGAUCCUGAAAAACCAAAAAGCAGAUUUAGUUCAAAAUACAGAGCCUCAAAUCUCGACAAAGCAUUUUACAAACCUACAGUACCAACAGUCACAACAACAACUGAAGUGGGUGAAGAAAUUCUUUUAGGUCCAGACAUGAACGCUAUCUCUUUUACUCAAACACGAAGUGCAUUGUCUUCAGCAGACUUAAGACUUUCUGAGAGUUUAGAAAAGCCAUCACAUGUUAUGAACGUAGAAGCCUCAAAUCACUCACCAUCAGUUACUGUAUCUAUUUUUGAUGCUUUGGCUGAAAUUCUUACGUCUACACCCAGAAUUCAAAUAUCUACAACAACAGACGUACCGCAACAAACAUUUACUGAUAGUGUUGUUAAACAAACACUCAAUAGCGUGAGUAGUAACAAUAAUGUAAAUAGUGUCAGCGACUUUGCGAGUCAGGGCACAUCUACGUCAACCGAGAGUUUAACUACAAUAACUACUGUACAAAACACUGAUCAGACUACACCUACUGUGCUUAACCGCUUGUCGGUAGAGGAAAGUGUUUCACCGUCACUAAAUAUCAAGGAGAAUACAAUGUCCACGAAUAAUCCCCAAACUACCCCCACUCCCACUCCAACUACUCCUAUAUCCGCAAGGAGACCCUUUGCCAUUAAAGUUUUAUAUUCAGAUACUGAACGGCCGACAGACGUACCAAUGACUUCAUCUGAACCCACAACCAAAUGGAGUACGACUGAAAAUUCAAAAAUGGUAUACAAUACUGUAUCCGAUCUUAUAUUAUCUAAUAACAAUUUAGUCUCAUCAGAACUAACAAGCAUGUUAUCGAAUAAUAUAAAAGAUAUCAUUGAAAAUUUAGAUGAAGAGAGUAGAUCUAGAUUAUCCGUUGAUAUGGCGAAAUUGUUAAAAACACUUAUUCCCAGAGUUGUAAAUAAAAAUCCUUCCCUAAAUGAUCUCGAUAAUAUUCCUAAUACUACGCCUUACAGUUUGGAGGAUAUCAAAGAUACUGAAAAUAUAGACAUAGGAAAUGUUGUUAUUAAUACUAACGAAAAUUUGAAUAUUGACAGUAAAAAUUUCCUUCAAAAUGUACAGGACAUAAAUGUAAAUAUUACACAAGGUACCACUGAAUCCCCGCUUAGUGACGCUAUUAUUAAUGAUAGUGUAAAUAGCAUAAGUGGUUCCGUUUUGAGCACAGUUUUGCCUUUAUCAGAAAGCGAGACAACAGUAGCUGAUAUCGUAGCUACAACCGAUACUAUAAAUAUUAAUUUAUUACAAACUUUAGAUUCAUCUUCAACUAUUUUAACUACCACCCCCACUAAUCUAUUACCCAUAAAUAUUGAGAUACCAGAUACAGCUACUUUGUCUAGCUUAGAAAUGAGCACCGCCGUUGUAGAUAAUUUAAGCGUAGACACUACCAAAACUCCAACAGUUGUUCCCACUAACAACCCUUUGCCCAUUACAUUUUCCUCAAACUUAAAGGUUGGUGAAUCUAUUUCGAGUGAUACCAAUAAAUUAUCUUUAAUAAACAAAUUUGACAAUCGGGUGGGAACUGAGGACUUUGAUAGUAUUGACAUUGAUGACCCCAGCCAAAUUACUCGUUUCCAAUUAUGGGUUCUUUCCAAAAAAGCUCGGGUUUUAAAAAUGAUUGAACAACUGAUAAGGGAACACAAUGAUGAAAUCGCCAAUGGACCAUUGACUGAAGUAUUUAACCAAUCUAAUAAUAUUACACUUUCUAAUCGAUUGACUCAGAUUAUCAAUACAAUGGACUCCACGACUUUGUCUAACCCAAAUACCGAUAUUACGACUGACUUAGUAGUUACCACGCCAAUUACAUCCACAUCUAAUCCAUCAUCCGACUUAUCUGAAUCAGUCAAUAUCCUAAAUGAUCGCUCAGAAGCUGACUUUACAACUCCACCCACGACUAUUCUAAGUGAUGUUUUAUUAUCUACUAUCCCUGACUCUACCGAAGUAGAUUCCACAACAGAUGUUACCGAAGUAACCGCUACAACAAUUGCGAAUGAAAUUGCUGAUGCUUUCUUACGUGCAAAUGCUAACGCUAUCGAUCAAACUACAGUAAAGGAAACUACAAAUGAUGAAAAUGAAACAACAAUUGCUGAAAAUGAAAAAGAAAAUAUAAUUUCAACUACAGAAAAUGCAGAAAUAGGUGAUGAGGUGAAUGCCGAUAUAAUGACACGUACGUUUAAUUCAGAAACAACAACAGAAAGAGCAAUAACAACUGAGAAUACUUUAGAGACAACGACGCAAGCAGGUAUCGAAACUACCACUGUAACACUUCUAAAUGAAAUUAAAUCAAAUGAUCAAAUAACUAUCACCUCGCAAACCAACGUUGCCAGUCAGCCAAUCAUUCCGAAAAAAGAUUAUGUUAUAUUUGGAAUACUACCUAAUAAUACGGUCGUACGUAAAGAUCCUAAUGAUAAUGUACUGGAAACGUUAACGGAGGCAAGUCCGUACAUUAUUUAUGGUGUGCUGCCAAAUAACACAGUAAUACGCAAAUUUCCAAAUGGAACUAGAGUACCACGUGUCAUGCAAAAAAUUGACGUACUACCAAUCAGUCCAUGGAGUUUAAGAAAUCCAUAUAGCCCCAUCCAUAAUAAUCCGGCCAUUGUCAGACCGCAGUCUAACCCCAUCCGAGUAUCCACUAAUAUUGAGACAUCCACCGACACAAAUAACGAAACGGAAAACCGAUUAACCACCGACACUGUAAAUAACCAGCAAAUAACGAUAUCUUCAUCGGCACUUAAUUUAAACGAUAGCAGUUCCUUGGGCAUAACUACUGCCACUAUUAAGCCGUCUGCUGAAAAAAGCACUGCCUCGCAUGUUUUGAAUUUACGCACUACUACAAUGCUACCUUCUAUUCAUGAGAUUCUGCUUAAUAGUUUAUCUUCAGCCACUAAAGAGGAAAUGGUUAUAUCAUCAAUGAAAAACUCUACUCCUGAACCAAGAAUAUUAACACUGGAUAUCGAUCCGGAGACUAAACAAAUCAGAACCGAAAAACCUAACGAUGGCCAAGGAAACACUGUAUUCAAAUUUAUACCAAUUGACGAAAUCACUGUUCCUCCACAAGAAACAAAUGUCUUAACACUUGCUUCGACUAAAGCACCUGUGAAACCAAACAACGAAAAAGAAGUACAAAUCGUGACACCAAUUUCAAUGAUGGAAAUUAAUUCACCAACACCAGAAAUUCAAAUAAGCUUAAAAAAUGCUGAUGAAUUAACAACAACCGCUCAACCUACUGUCGAAACCCCUGAUGUUUUAACACUUUCUAACAACAUUCAGUCGACAAUGACAACUCUUACAACGAAUCCAAUAACAACAGUUCAACCUAUGAUAGAAAGUACAACUUCCAAUUUAAGAACAACCUUUAACAGUGUAGAAAAUACAAAAACGAUAACGACAACAGCGAAAAAUGUAAUAACUACAUUGGAACCAACAACGGAAAGAUAUAUACCAGAAAUGCUGACUACUUUAACAACUACAAGUAUGCCUCUGUUUACAAAUAUUCCAAUCACCACUGAAUCAGUACCAGUCCCAAAUAAUUCUAUGUUCCCAACAACAGAAAUGACGAGAACUACAACAGCUGAUAUACAAAGUAACAAUAAUAAAAAUCAGGAAAAUGCAAAUGUACUUCAAAUGCUGCAAUCAAUUUUGUCAACAAAUACAAAGACAUCUUCAUCUCAAGACACCGAUCAAAUGAAAUUAUUACAAGCAUUGUUAUUAGGCGCCAAGGAUAAUGUAAAGGAUAAACAAAAGUCACCACAAACUACCACUGUUCGCUCAAUACAAGACGAAAUUCGUCAAUUUGAAGAAGACACGAAAUUUUUGAAAGCACUUUUACAAGCUACUGGUCGAGAUCCAGCAGAUUUUAAUAUUCCAAGUAUCGAUGACAUAAAACCAACUUUGGGUGCAACGACAACAAACACACCUACAACCACUACUAUGAUUACAACUACUACUCAGGCAUCUCCGCCUACAACAACCCCUGUAAUAAAAUCAACAACUUCCAUAGCCGAAGAUUUGAAAAAAAUUCAAGAAGACACUCUAUUACUACAAGCAUUAUUAAAAGCCACCGGCCAGACUGUUGAUACUAUAAAUAUGCCCGUUAUAUCUGGAAUAACUUCUAAUGUGCGGGUUGCUUCAAAUCCUUUGACAACAUCUAUUGAAUCUAAUCCUACAACUCCAAUGAAUAUUCGUCCAAUUUAUACCACAAUUCAACCAACAGAAAAAACUACGGUGCAGACUAAUGCACCGCAAACUGUUUCUACAUUGUCUACUUUACAGGAACAACAAAGUACUGUAAAAGAAGAUAUUGGUAUUUCAACCACAUAUCGACCUGUGCAGCGAAGAUUUACAACAACUACCACACCUCCCGAAAUAUUUUCAACUUUAAGUGCUAGACGAGCUCCAAGCUUAGCGCAAGUUACUACUGAAGUACCAAGUACAUCAACUUUUUCUGUAGAGGAAGAUUUAGCAUUUCUAAAUAACCUGAAAACUGUAUUAAAUACGAAUAAUAGCGAUGACCCGGAAGCUGCCCUCGCAAACCGUGUUAUAGCUCUGGCUGUAGAGAGAAGCUUGAACGAGCUACAAAGUUCUUCCACUCCAAAUGUUGUAAAUUCCGUUCGCACAACUAGACCGACCACCACCACCACCACCACCACAAUGACUACAACUACUGUAUAUACUCCUCCAGUUUCCACGCAAAGUACACCGUCUAUUGAAGAUGAUAUUAAACAAUUUGAAGAAGAUACGAAACUUUUACAAGCAUUAUUAAAGGCAACAGGACAAGAUCCAUCGAAGUUUAACAUACCAACAUUACCAAGCGUAAAUAAGCCCAACAAGGAUAAUCAAGCCAGCGUUAUGGCAUCGUUAAAACCAACAACAAAACCAUUUGGAGUAAAAAUAGCGGUUAAAGAUGAAUUAAAAAACGUUCAAGAUGAUGCGCAAUUAUUACAAACAUUAAUAAAGCUAAAAGACGCACAAGAAACAACGACACAGAGGAAUAAAAUUGCUAUAACAGGUCAAUCUUCCGAUGAAGCUCUUCAAAAGUUAAUACAAAAAGCAAAACCUACAGCUAUGGUAUCAGAAGCUACAAAAUCAUCUGUCUCCCUGAGUACUGAAUACGGAAACAGCAAUGACGCUCUUCUUGCGGCAUUACUUAAAGAGCAAGGAUUCGGUCCAACCACGGCAAGUUCUUUGGAUGAACAAGUUCGACUCGCUGCUUUACUGAACCAAGUGGUAGUGACGCCGAAGGCUAGGCGUACGACGACUCCUCCGCCGCCGCCCCCGGCGCCGCGGCGGCCCAUCCUGGAUGGCCUAGCCUGGCUCUGGCAGCAGUGGCGGGACACGGCGCCGGGCACUGGAGGCGCAGGGAGUGCUGCAGGAGCAGCGGGUGCGGGGGGCGCGGGUGGCUCCAGGACAAACAACAGGAGGCCCGCACCUGCGCCCGCGCACGCGCCUGCGCCCCGGCCCACGGCGGCCGCAACGCCGGCUCCUUCGAGGGUCAACUGGUUUGGCUCCGGACCAUUCGUCGGAAACGCUGAUGAUAGACCGGCGUCCAAUCGAAUACCUCUGGAGCCACCGCGCGCAGUCGCAGCUGAGCAAGCCCCGGGCCGGGGGCAACUUGUCUCUGCUGCCAUUAACGUCACUAGAGCUUUCUCUCAGUUCCUUGGAGCGGCGAUACAGGGCGCGGCGCAGACUGUACAAAAUGUCAUACGAGCAGGUCAAAAGGCGGCAACUGACGUUUACACAAACGGAUCCGGUUAAACUUGACAUUCGGUCGUUAUAAUGGACUGCAAACUUUUCCGAAAGUAUAGUACGCACUAUGUGUUUGAAAUGGUCAUGUAAAUAGUCCCUUAGAUCAUGCGGUCUUAUGUUUAAUGGAAGGCAAAUGAGGUGUUAUAUUGUGAAUCUGGAUAUUAAAAUAGUAAUAAGUUAUUCAAUGGAGUGUAAAUAGAAUGAAAAUAUCAAUAGCAAAUUGUCCAAAAUAGGUACUGA